This is a messenger RNA of Glycine soja, 1844 nucleotides long. RefSeq names its product integrin-linked protein kinase 1-like. The transcript has 12 exons. NCBI's taxonomy places the organism in Eukaryota, Viridiplantae, Streptophyta, Magnoliopsida, Fabales, Fabaceae. Gene Ontology annotation, biological process: protein phosphorylation. The record is from RefSeq and is a predicted model, not a curated record. Gene Ontology annotation, molecular function: protein kinase activity; ATP binding; protein binding. Bases 184 to 1545 code for a protein of 453 amino acids.
ACGUUGUUCCUUCCUCGCUGGAGUGACGUCAAAGAUUUGAACUAGUCACUCUCUUACACAUACACAGAACCCGAUCCCAUCCUUUAUCAAUUAAACGAAAAAAUCAUUACACACUCUCUUUUUCUCAUCCCUUCUUCAAUCCAAUCCACAUUCUCUCUCAUACCCAAAACCCUCGCCGCCGCAAUGGAAGCCAAGAAGCUCCACCCUCGCUUCUCGCUCGGCCGCCAAUCCUCCCUCGCGCCGGAGCGUGCCGGCGCCGGCGACUCGUCGGAGACCCUGGACCCGGCGGUCCGGUUGAUGUAUCUGGCCAACGAAGGUGACUCGGACGGGAUUAAGGAGCUUUUGGACGCCGGGAGUAACGUCAAUUUCACCGACAUCGACGGCCGCACCUCUCUCCACGUCGCCGCUUGCCAGGGCCGCACCGACGUCGUUGACUUGCUGCUCCGACGAGGCGCCCACGUCGAUCCACAAGACCGCUGGGGCAGCACCCCUCUAGUUGAUGCAAUGUACUACAAGAAUCACCAAGUUGUCAAGCUUUUGGAGAAACACGGUGCAAGACCCCCUAUGGCUCCCAUGCAUGUGCAGAAUGCUCGUGAAGUACCUGAGUAUGAGAUUGAUCCUUCUGAACUUGAUUUUACUAAUAGUGUUUGCAUAACAAAGGGAACUUUCAGGAUUGCAUUAUGGCGUGGAAUUCAGGUUGCUGUCAAGACACUUGGGGAGGAAUUGUUCACUGAUGAUGACAAAGUAAAGGCAUUUCAUGAUGAGCUUACAUUACUUGAGAAAAUAAGGCAUCCAAAUGUAGUCCAGUUUUUGGGUGCUGUAACACAAAGCACACCAAUGAUGAUUGUCACAGAAUAUCUACCCCAGGGGGAUCUCGGUGCCUACUUGAAGCGGAAAGGUGCAUUAAAACCAGUAACCGCCGUAAAGUUUGCACUUGAUAUUGCUAGGGGUAUGAACUAUUUGCAUGAACAUAAACCAGAAGCCAUUAUACACAGAGAUCUUGAGCCUUCAAAUAUACUGCGGGAUGAUUCUGGGCAUCUGAAAGUUGCAGACUUUGGAGUUAGCAAGUUGCUUAAAGUUGCUAAAAUGGUCAAAGAAGACAAACCCGUGGCAAGCCUGGAUACAUCAUGGCGUUAUGUUGCUCCAGAGGUAUAUAGAAAUGAGGAAUACGACACAAAUGUGGAUGUAUUUUCAUUUGCUCUGAUAUUACAGGAGAUGAUUGAAGGUUGUCCACCGUUUUUUGCAAAGCCAGAAAAUGAAGUUCCUAAAGCAUAUGUUGAAAAUGAGCGUCCACCAUUUAGAGCUUCACCAAAGCUUUAUGCUUAUGGGCUAAAACAGUUAAUUGAGGAAUGCUGGGAUGAAAAACCAUACAGAAGGCCAACAUUUAGGCAAAUAAUUGGGAGAUUGGAAGACAUAUACUACCAUCUUGCUCAAAAGAGGGGCUGGAAGGUUAGGACUCCUGGAUGCUUCCAGAACCUGGAAGCCAUAUUUAGGGGUAAUCGCACAAAUCCAAGUAGCCGAUCAUCUCGCUCUACGGCCAGAUAAAUAUUUGCCUUUGCCAUCAAGAACCAAGAAAUUUUUUGAUCAUACAGUAUCAUAUACUUGCAUGUCAUAUAUAUAGUUUUUUGUAAAUAACUUUCGCUCGACGUGCGGCUGAAUAAAUUCUGAAAAGAAUGUGACAUCAUUGUGUUAUUUUGUCCAAAGACAUUCUUUCUAGUUCUUGCUUAUAAAAAAGUUUGUUCUUUUCUAAGCUUUAUCUUUUUAAAACAUUAUUUUAACUUUAGGCAUAUUUUGUUAAGACGCUGUUCUUUUUCAAUAAAGAAGGUAUCAUGUCGUUGCUCCUA